Trifolium pratense (red clover) is the source of this 1684-nucleotide messenger RNA. RefSeq names its product receptor-like cytoplasmic kinase 176. The record is from RefSeq and is a predicted model, not a curated record. Gene Ontology annotation, molecular function: ATP binding; protein kinase activity. NCBI's taxonomy places the organism in Eukaryota, Viridiplantae, Streptophyta, Magnoliopsida, Fabales, Fabaceae. The transcript has 6 exons. Bases 310 to 1530 code for a protein of 406 amino acids. Gene Ontology annotation, biological process: protein phosphorylation.
GAUUCCAUUCGUAAAUUAUAAAAUUAAAAAAAUUAAAUAAAAAAAAAGACAAAAAAAACAAACAACAACUAGUCUUUGGAACUAGAAGCCAUAGACAUAGUACAUUGCAUUGAAUAAUGGGCGGUUUUGAGUCAUAACUUGACAGCUAACAUUUCAUGUGGAAUUUACAAUUUGCUUUCACACUUUCAUAUCUCGCCUCAUAUUUCUCCCUUUGCCUAUACACUUCAUUAAACUCUUCACUUUUUUGCAACUUCAACUUGUUCUGUUCCCUCCAUCUUGUUCCUCAAUUCUUCAGCUAACUCUGUCUUCAUGGGUUGUUGCUUUAGUGCUAGAAUCAAAGCUGAAAGUCCUCCACGUAAUGGUUCAAGUUCAAAGGACUGUAGCAAAGGAAAUGGCUUGAGUCGACGAAGCAGUGGCAGUGGCAAGGUGUCCGCUCCGCCUACUGCUCCUCCAACACCUCGAACCGAGGGCGAGAUUUUGAAUUCUUCCAAUAUGAAGAGCUUCACUUUUAGUGAGCUAAAAACUGCUACAAGAAACUUCCGUCCUGAUAGUGUGGUUGGUGAAGGUGGAUUUGGAGCUGUAUUUAAAGGGUGGAUUGAUGAGCACUCGCUUGUGCCGGUUAGACCGGGGACUGGAGUUGUCAUUGCUGUCAAGAAGCUUAACCAAGAAGGUUUACAAGGACACAGUGAAUGGUUGACAGAAAUCAAUUACCUGGGACAGCUGCACCAUCCUAAUCUUGUGAAACUGAUUGGUUACUGCUUCGAAGACGAUCACCGCCUUUUGGUAUACGAGUUUUUGACCAAGGGCAGUUUGGACAAUCAUUUAUUUAGAAGAGCUUCUUACUUUCAACCGCUUUCUUGGACCAUCCGAAUGAAGGUUGCUCUUGAUGCUGCUAAGGGUCUUGCAUAUCUUCACAGCGAUGAAGCAAAAGUGAUAUACCGAGACUUCAAAACUUCAAAUAUAUUGCUCGACUCAAGUUAUAAUGCAAAACUUUCCGAUUUUGGCUUGGCAAAGGAUGGACCAGCAGGUGAUUCGAGUCAUGUCUCUACAAGGGUAAUGGGCACGUAUGGCUACGCCGCUCCUGAAUAUAUGGCAACAGGUCAUUUGACUAAAAAGAGCGAUGUGUAUAGCUUCGGUGUUGUGCUCCUUGAAAUUAUGUCCGGAAAACGAGCACUCGACACCAACAGGCCAUCAGGGGAACACAAUUUAAUUGAAUGGGCCAAACCUUACCUCAACAGCAAACGCAGAAUCUUCCAAGUUAUGGAUGCUCGCAUCGAAGGCCAAUACUCAUUGCGUCAAGCAGUAAAAGCAGCUAACCUGGCGGUUCAAUGCUUGUCGGUUGAACCAAGAUUUAGACCGAAAAUGGACGAGGUUGUAAGAGCAUUGGAGGAACUCCAGGGUUCCUCAGAUGACCUGACCGGAAGAGUAGGAAGCUCUCGAGAUCAAAAUAUUAGGAGUGUUCCUAGCUCGAGGAGUAAUGGUCCUCGACAACAGAGAAGUAAUAAACCAAGUGAAACAAUAAAUAAAUGAAUGUUGUAGGUAGAUAUAUGCUUCUGGUUUUGAUUGAGUUGGCAUAUUUGUAUAUCAUGGUGAACUACUGAAGUAUAUGUGUCUGGAGAUAUCUGUGAUUGUUGUACAGGUUUUUGAUUCAGUAAUAUUAUUAAAAUUUUCAUUUCUUCUUCCA